Messenger RNA from Lycium ferocissimum, 483 nucleotides. RefSeq lists its product as uncharacterized. NCBI's taxonomy places the organism in Eukaryota, Viridiplantae, Streptophyta, Magnoliopsida, Solanales, Solanaceae. Bases 1 to 483 code for a protein of 160 amino acids. The record is from RefSeq and is a predicted model, not a curated record. The transcript has 2 exons.
AUGGAUGCUGCACUUAGAGUAGUUAGAUAUCUCAAAAAUCAGCCUGGACAAGGGUUAUUACUAUCAAGCAAAGUAGAUAACAAAGUUACUACAUACUGUGAUGCAGACUGGGCAGCAUGUCCACUUACAAGGAAAUCAGUAACUGGAUAUAUGAUCAAGAUAGGUGACUCAUUAGUAUCUUGGAAAGCAAAGAAACAAACUACUGUCUCAAGAAGCUCAGCUGAAGCUGAGUAUAGAAGCUUAGCUAGUACAAUCUCAGAAUUGGUGUGGUUGCUUGGAAUUCCAAGUGAAGUGAAUGCAAAAGUUGAAUUACCAGUGCAGAAUUACAGUGACAGCAAAACAGCCAUUCAAAUUGCUGCCAAUCCUUUUCCCCUAGCAGAAGUAGGGAGUUGCGAUGGAUGUACAAAAAUUAGUGAUGAAUCUUCAAAGGCCCCGAUUUUUGCCAAAGAAUCUGAGGUAGCAUUGGCUUCUCUAUAUCAGUGA